Molecule: messenger RNA, 534 nt
Organism: Aspergillus aculeatinus CBS 121060
Lineage: Eukaryota; Fungi; Ascomycota; Eurotiomycetes; Eurotiales; Aspergillaceae
Product: putative NADH-ubiquinone oxidoreductase 12 kda subunit
Exons: 2
Coding region: 170-484 (104 amino acids)
Source: RefSeq, a predicted model, not a curated record
CUUCAUGAACCUCCGUCCGAACACUCCGACCCAUCAAUCGCCCUCCCAAUCCGCAAUUGAAACCCCCUCCACCACGAAACCUUUCACCGCGGAGUGCACCUUUCCUCUCCCGCCAACGAAGCUCUCCCAUCCGCAACCAAACCGAAAAGAAAAACCCAACCCGAUCACAAUGCCCACCCCGGAAUCCGCCGCCUUCCUGGCCAAGAAGCCCACCGUGGCCCCGACCUACGACGGCGUCGACUACGAGGACAACGUCGCGCUGCACAACGCCCGCGACGCCAUCAUCCGCGAGCAGUGGGUCCGCAGCAUGAUGUCGCGGCUGGUCGGCGAGGAGCUGGGCAAGUGCUAUGCGCGCGAGGGCGUCAACCACCUCGAGAAGUGUGGGGUUUUGAGGGAAAAAUACUUCGAACUCCUCGGGGAGCGCAAGAUCAAGGGUUAUCUCUUCCAGGAGAAGAACCACUUCUCGCAGGAGAAGUCUGCUUGAAUUGUUUGAAAGGGUGAAAGGGGGGAUAGAAUUGAGUGAAGGAAGUGGAG